Molecule: messenger RNA, 2156 nt
Organism: Oncorhynchus keta (chum salmon)
Lineage: Eukaryota; Metazoa; Chordata; Actinopteri; Salmoniformes; Salmonidae
Product: refilin-B-like
Exons: 4
Coding region: 285-890 (201 amino acids)
Biological process (GO): actin filament bundle organization; negative regulation of bone mineralization involved in bone maturation; skeletal system morphogenesis
Cellular component (GO): actin filament bundle
Molecular function (GO): filamin binding
Source: RefSeq, a predicted model, not a curated record
CAAAACUAUGAAACCUUUUUGAAGGGAGAGAAGAUUGAAGACAGGUAGGCGUGGACAAUCUUCAGUGCCCUUGACACAGUUUGACUUCACUAUUGUGUUAACUUCAAGGCCAACGAUUUAUGUUGAAUCUCUUUAUUUGGAAGGGCAAAAACAUAUUGGGGAGGAGAAAUGUUCGUUGACUUAUGGAAGAUUUAAAUAGCAUGCAGUACAAUUUGUCUAGACCGUAGCCUAUUGCGAAGCAAGAAGUUGAUGCAAGCCAAUUGCCAACUUGCUUGGUCAUUGCAAUGGUGGGCAGACUAAACUUGCUGAAUGUAUGUGACGACGAGCCAUUGGACAUGAGUUGCAAAGCCGAGCGGGGACUUGACAGCCCGGACUCCGGACUACCCCCCAGCCCCAGUCACUGGCUGCUGACUGAUUGCGGGGAUAAAGGUGCCACAAGCCCGGUGUCUGAAGACGAAAGGACAGGGUCAUCCUUGGUCCCUAUUUUAUCGAUUGGAUCUGUUCCUCAGCUGCACACGUUGUCCUACGGGGAGGGCAUAGAACUUGAUCCACUACCGUCCAAGGAAAUACGAUACACAUCGUCUGUCCACUAUGAUUCUGAGCGUCACUUUAUCCACGACGUGGCCAUGCAGCCCAGAGGCCUGGGUCUGGAUAACUGCAGCCAGACGUUCCUGGCUGUCCCUCACAGCACCUGGAGACACUACAAGACCCAGCUAGACCUCCAGCCUCGCCAGCGGGCCCAGCAUUUCCAGAGCACCACCAUUGUCUACCCCAAGCACGCUCGCACCAUCUACACCACAGAGCUGAGCUACGACAGCCGCCGGCUAGCCAGGAGAUUCUUGUCGAGCGUGGAGCUGGAGGCUGCUGACCGGAGAAGGCUACCCCAUUGAGGUUAGGGGGAAGGCUGGGCAUGGCCUGAGGGAGAGGGCCCUGUGGGGCCCAACCAUCCACCAGGCCGACGCCACACAUGAACCCAGGUUACACAGUCUAUUAGUUUAGAUUGGUACUCAAAUGUGGGCUACGAUACUUUCCAGUCUCCAGGAGGGCAGAAGAUGGAAGCCAUAUCUCUAGAUCUGGAGUAUCAAACAAAUAGCAGGGACAUCUGAGUGAGGCUGCCAUCUACCAAAGUGUUGAUCCAUUAGUAGCUAGUAAAGAGUUCUUUGGUAUGUCAAAGUUGGAUUCAGUUUAACCAAGUGUUGAACUGUGGACUGAGACAGGUGGUGUACUGUAUACUAUCACCAUGGAGGAACUUAGAAACCAGAUUUGGAAGUGAAGGAUUGUUAGGGAAGUGUAGUCUGGACUAUCACUGUCAACAUUCUGUGUUUAGGCGUAACCAUUGCAGUGGAGCUCAUUGAACAAUGAUCCAACAAUAUAAGAUUCAAGGCAAUAGUGGAGUUUCCAUGUGAUUUUUGUACGUUUUUACAUUUGUAGACAUGGGGAGUUGUCAAAUUACUGUUUAUGACUGGGCUUCAAAAUGGCUUGUCAAAUCAUGGUAUUAUGGUGUAUUUGUUGCACAAUAUUACUUACCACAAGCAGAAUAUAUAUUCCUGGAUAGUGUAACACCGAGCCAUGUAUAGAGAUGUAUGCUCCUGGUGUAACACCAAACCCCAUCUAAGUCUUGCCUAAACCAACAUUGUCUACUGUAAGUAUGGUCAUGGAGCAGAAAGCCACAGCUUUUUUCAUAUUGUGUAAAAGAGUUGCAAGUUCUGUGUUGAAAGUUAGGACAUUUUUCUUCCCACAGACCAUUGCAAAUUGAAGAAGUUUGUAUUAGUUGGUAAUGAGUAGCGAGAGAUUAUCAAAUGUGUCAUUAUUGUUUUCAGUUAUAAAGUUUUUGUAUUUUCCUAAUAGUGAAGUCUUGUUCUUACUAACACCUUAUGGACUGUCCAUAAUCUUUGCCUAUCCUCUUCUGGUUGCUUCGAGGUUUAAUUUAGUUAUGCAUUUAUUUGAUGCUAAUAAACUCCUUUUGGUAGCCUAAUAGAUUACUAUUAGGCUACCAAACACAGGUAACUUCCCUCAAGGUCCUACAAGGAUACACAUCUAGAGGACCUGAACUGUCUUGAGAUACCCAAAGGGCCUUAUUGAAGUAAAAUUAUUUUGCUUUUAAAGCUCUGUUUUUAUAGUGUUUGUUUCAAAUAAAGACCAACUGUUUUAUAUCA